Notolabrus celidotus (New Zealand spotty) is the source of this 964-nucleotide messenger RNA. Its product is annotated as small G protein signaling modulator 1-like. Bases 193 to 762 code for a protein of 189 amino acids. The transcript has 5 exons. Gene Ontology annotation, biological process: activation of GTPase activity. Gene Ontology annotation, molecular function: GTPase activator activity. The record is from RefSeq and is a predicted model, not a curated record. NCBI's taxonomy places the organism in Eukaryota, Metazoa, Chordata, Actinopteri, Labriformes, Labridae.
AUAAAGAAAACAGGAGCCCCACUUCAUCAAAUUAUGCAAUCAUGAAUCUCUGCAUGAAGUACUUGCCUUGCUAAAUCAUAAAUAUUACUUUGAAAAACAUGUUUUCAGCAUUGGAUAAAAAGUAGAAUAACACUGACAGUAGCGCGUGACUUAGAUAAGCAGACAAAACCGGCUGAGAAAGGUCAAGUUCACAUGUCUUGGUUGUAUAUUUUCAGCUAUAUCUGGAGGCACCUUGACAUCGGCUACGUGCAGGGCAUGUGUGAUCUGCUCGCUCCUCUUCUAGUCAUUCUGGACGAUGAGGCCCUAGCCUUCAGCUGCUUUACUGAGCUCAUGAAGAGGAUGAAUCAGAACUUUCCACAUGGAGGAGCUAUGGACACUCACUUUGCCAACAUGCGUUCUCUAAUCCAGAUCCUGGAUUCUGAGCUGUUUGAAUUAAUGCACCAGAAUGGAGACUACACCCACUUCUACUUCUGCUACCGCUGGUUUCUUCUUGACUUCAAGCGAGAGUUGGUAUAUGAAGACGUGUUUUCAGUCUGGGAAACCAUCUGGGCAGCUAAGAACAUCUCCUCCAGUCACUUUGUCCUCUUCAUCGCUUUGGCAUUGGUGGAGAUCUACAGGGACAUCAUACUGGAGAACAACAUGGACUUCACUGAUAUCAUUAAGUUCUUCAAUGAAAUGGCUGAACACCACAACAUGAAGCAGAUUCUGACCCAGGCCAGAGAUCUUGUCUGUAAAGUGCAGAUACUUAUAGAGAACAAGUGAUCACUCUGUUUGUCUUCUUUUCCUUCCAAGUGAUGUGCAAACGGCUGUAGCAGCAUCAGAGUUAAAUACUUAUGAGCACACACAAACACACAGACGUUACACAAGGCCUUUACAAUCACAGUUUGCUGCUAUGAGCCUUAUUAACUGUACCCACAAUGUUGUUUGUGUUGUCAACAGCUGUAAAAGAAUAUUUUCCUUCGUA